Molecule: messenger RNA, 990 nt
Organism: Danio aesculapii
Lineage: Eukaryota; Metazoa; Chordata; Actinopteri; Cypriniformes; Danionidae
Gene: pithd1
Product: PITH (C-terminal proteasome-interacting domain of thioredoxin-like) domain containing 1
Exons: 6
Coding region: 156-788 (210 amino acids)
Cellular component (GO): nucleus
Source: RefSeq, a predicted model, not a curated record
CGUUUCGUAUUCGCGUGUUGUGUACUUCUUCCAGCACCUGUACGAUUUUAGCAUAUGUCGCAGAGGCAGCAGGAGCUGUUCAACACAAAUCUCUGUUGAGGAAAGUUGCGAGUGUACUGACUUUUUUGUCGGUUUUGAAAGUGCUAGUUCACGCUAUGUCUGGACAUGGUCACGGGCAUGGUCACGGGCAGGGCUGCUGCGAGUGCGAGCACGAGCCCGCGGAGCGAGGAGUGGAAUAUGAGCUUUACAGACGCAUUGACAUCGAGAAGCUUCAGUGUCUGAACGAGAGCAGAGAUGGAGACGGUAAACUGGUGUUCAAGCCCUGGGAUCAACGCACCGACAGGAAUAAGUUUGUUGAAAGCGAUGCUGACGAGGAGCUUCUGUUCAAUAUACCGUUUACAGGUAGCGUGAAGCUGAAAGGGAUCAUCAUUUCUGGGGAAGAUGAUGAGUCUCAUCCAGCUGAAAUCAGACUGUUUAAGAACAUACCCCAAAUGUCGUUUGACGAUACAAGCAGAGAGCCAGAACAAGCAUUUCGUCUAAACAGGGAUCCGCGGGCUGAGCUUGAGUAUCCGACCAAGAUUGCGAGAUUCUCCAAUGUGGAGCACUUAUCGAUUCACAUAUCUCGAAAUUUUGGAGCAGAAUCUACUCGUGUGUAUUACAUUGGCCUGCGAGGAGAGUACACGCAGGCUCACAGGCACGAGGUGACAAUCUGCAACUAUGAAGCAGCAGCAAACCCAGCAGAUCACAAAGUGGAGAGCAUUACACCUCAGACACAAUUUAUAUCAUGACAGAAGGAGGAGGCAGAGGCCCGUGCGUGCUGUGUGAAGCUGUAAAGGUGUGCUUGGGUUUUGAUAACAGUGAGAUGAUGGACUGAUGUGGAUUGAAUUACGAGGGUUUGUUUAUCUGCAAUCCUGCUAAAGUGCCAAUUAACAUGAAGCAUCGUUACUUCAUGUAUGCUUCUCAUCAAAUAAACUAUUCUUCAGCUAAUAA